Acinonyx jubatus (cheetah) is the source of this 8689-nucleotide messenger RNA. It is a transcript of the gene LCA5, whose product is annotated as lebercilin LCA5. Lineage: Eukaryota; Metazoa; Chordata; Mammalia; Carnivora; Felidae. The coding region runs from base 4909 to 7020 and encodes 703 amino acids. Gene Ontology annotation, cellular component: axoneme. Gene Ontology annotation, biological process: intraciliary transport. The record is from RefSeq and is a predicted model, not a curated record. The transcript is spliced from 8 exons.
AUUAACAUUAAAAAAAAUAGUAGGUGUUCUGUAAAUAAAGGUAGGAUAAAGAAAUGCUUAGGGGAUAUCCUGGAAAAUAUAGGUAGAAGAGUGAAAACUACUUGGUUUUAUUAUCUGUUUAUAAUACUUUAUCUCUUUAUAGGAGAGAAGCAGUUGCAGUUUUAAAUGCAACAAUAUUGUUUUUACCUUUGUCUCAUCUUCAGUUAUUUCCAUUCCUUUUUGAGAGAUCUCCUUAUUUAUAUCUUUCUCUCUUAGUUUGUUUUCAUUUUACUCAUCUAGUUGUCUGUUGUAUGAGCUCUUCUGCUGGCAGGAGAGAUAGCCAGGCACCAAUGUUUUACACAAAGAAGCCUGAAUACAGGGAAAUGACAGGAAAUUAACAGUUCUUUGAUUUUGUAUAGUUUUUUUUUCUUAAAACUAAGAACUUUUCUUUUUUGUUUAUUUUUUUAAAAUUUAAUGUUUAUUUAUUUUGAGAGAGAGAAAGGGAGACAGAGCACAAGAGGGGGAGGGGCAGAGGGAGAGGGAGACAUAGAAUCCAAAGCAGGCUCUGGGCUCUGAGCUGUCAGAACAGAGCCCGAUGCAGGGCUCAAACUCACAAGCUGUGAGAUCAUGACAUGAGCAGAAGUUGGACGCUCAACCGACUGAACCACCCAGGCACCCCUAAAACUAAGAACUUUUCUUAGUCACAUGAAUCAGCUAAUCAUGAUAUUCCAUAUAUAGUAGACUUUUGGCUUAGGUCUGCUUUCUGAUUCGUUUGAAACUUUAUAUAAGGAGGCUUCUGGUACUGAAUGGGCUUUUGGUCAUCUUUUUCUGACCUGUUAUGUGUGACCUAUACUAUUUGGGACUUUUUUUUUAGAAAUAAGUUAAUUUUUCGAUGAAAAGUGAUGUGUUAGAUUUGCUGGUUUUCUAGCAUCGCCAUAGUAGCACUCCAGGCCAUUUGUGCCAAUACAUUGGCUACUGAGCUAGCUAGUCAGAAUUGAGAUAUGCUGUAAGUGCAAAAUACACAUGGAAUUUUGAAAACUUAGUCCAUAAAAAGGACAUAAAAUAUCUCCUUAAUAAUACUAUUAAAUAUUAAUCAUAUGUUAAAAUAGUAUUUUGGAUUUAUUGAGUUAAAUAAGAUAUACUAUUAAAAUUUCACAGUUUGUAUUUUCCUGCAGCUCCUGAAAAAAUGUUAAAUUCUUUAUAUGGUUCACAUUAUUUCUUUCAGACAAUGCUGGCUUAGAAUGAUUGCAUUGGCUGGGGGGUAGUGACAAAGUGAUAAUUGUUAGGAAAUAAACAAUUCUUAGGAAUUGAAAUUGGGCAAGACUUGUAGUUUUUCUUUUUUGCUUUUAUCUAGUUACCCUUGUAUAGAUAGGGAAAGCAGAUGAAUAACUGUUAGUUAAUUCAUUCUCCAUCACAAAGAAUUAAUUUAAAUUAGCUGGAGAACUGUAUGUGGAACAUAAAUCUUCAGUGUUCUGUUAAUUUAGGUAACUUUCUCUCUUAAGAGAAAAGUUUGGAUGUGGGAUGUGAGGUUAAGAAGGAAUUCAUGAUCCUUAGAUUUGCAACAUAAAAUCUAGUAGAUGGAUGUGCCAUUUAAUGAAAUUAGAAAAAUAGGAAAGAGUGGGUGUAGAAAGAGGACAAACAUGAUUUUGGUUUUGGAUAUGUAAGUUUGAAAUGAUUUUCAGAUACCCAGGUGGAGUUGUCAAAUAUAUAGGUGGAUAUGUGAAUCUGAAAGAGUAAAUGAAGUCUAGAUGAGAUCACCUAAGGAGAGAGUGUAGAUAAAGAAAAGAAGGCCAAUAUGUGGGGACUUGGGUUUUCCAACAUUUAGAGAUAAGGAAGAGGGGGCAGACUCAACAAAAGAGACUAAGAAGAGACAGCCAGAGAGUUAGUAAGAAAACCAGGAAAGCAGCUGGCUAUGGGAGCCUAGAAAGAAAAGAGACUUGUGGAAGGAGGGAGAUGGUUAGUUGUUUCAAAUGUUGCUGUAAGAUCAAGGAUGAAUAGUAUGGAAAAUUGGCUACUGGAUUUAGCCAAGAUGAAUGGUGGGGAUGAAAACCUGACUAGUUGGAUUCAGAUUCUGGUUGGGAAAGUAGAGAUAACAUUCUAGAUUCUAGAUUACUCUUCCAAAGAGAUUCACUGGAAAAUUAGAGUAGAGCAAUUGCAUCAUAGAUGCAAUUGAAUGUAGAGGUACACAACAGCUUUAUUAGAGCCUCUGUUGAUAGGAAUGGUCCUAUACAGAGGGUAGCAGGGCAGAAUCCUUGAGAUAGAGAAAUGUGGGAAGGGAGAUAGGUCAAAGGUUUAGCUCUGAAAAAGAGCAGAAAUGUUUCUUUAGUUUUAGUGGUGGGAGGGCAACAGUAUGAGAUAGAUGCUGAUGGAGAUGACUUCAAAGAUGAGGCAGUUCUCAUCUGAUUGUUGAUAUUGAAAUACCAAAUGGAUUACUCAACUGAGAGAAAACUGUACAGUCAUACCUCAUUGCACAUUGAUAUGCUUUGCAUAUACUGCCUUUUUUUUUUUUUUUUUUUUACAAUUUAAAGAUUUGUGGCAACCCUGCAUUCAAGUCUAUUGGCACCAUUGUUUCAAUAGCAUUUGCUCGCUUUCUGUCCGUGUCACAUUUUCUUAAUUCUCACAGUAUUUCAGACUUUUUUGUUUUUACCAUAUUUGUUAUGGUGAUCUUUGAUUAGUUAUCUUUGAUGUUACUACUGUAAUUGUUUUGGGGUGCCAUGAACUGCACCUGUGUAAGACAGUGAACUUAACUGAUUACUGUGUGUAUUCUGAUUGCUCCACCAACCAGCCGUUACCCCAUCUCUCUCUUCCUGUCCUUGGGCAUUUCUAUUCCCUGAGACACAGCAAGAUAGAAAUUAGGCCAGUUAAUAACUCUAUGAUGGCCUGUAAGUGUUCAAGAGAAAGGAAGAUUCAGACAUCUCUCACUUUAAAUCAAAAGCUAGAAAUGACUUAAGCUUGAUGAGAAGGCAUGUCAAAAGCCAAGAUAAGCCAAAAGGUAGGUCUCAUGUAUCAAACAACCAAGUUGCAAGUGCAAAGGAAAAGUUCUUUAAGGAAAUCAAAAGUGCUGCUGCAGUGAACACAUGAAUAAGAAAGUGAAACAGCCUUAUUGCUGAUACAAAGAAAGUUUUGGUGGUCUGGAUAAAAGAUCAAACCAGCUAUAACAGUCUGUAAGCCAAAACCUAUUCCAGAGUAAAGCCCUAACCCUCUUCAGUUCUGUGAAGGCUGAGAGAGAGCUGCAAAAAAAAAAAAAAAAGUUGAAGCUACAGUAAGUUGACUCAUGAGGUUUAAGGAAAGAAAUCAUCUUAAUAUCAAAGUGCAAGGUUAAGGAAGUGCUUAUGUAGAAGCUACAGCAAGUUAUCCAGUAGAUCUAAGAUAAUAAAGAUGGUGGCUUUACUAAACAACAGAUUUUCGGUGUAGACAACAGCUUUCUAUAGAAACAAGAUGCCAUCUAGCACUUUCAUAGCUAGAAAGGAGAAGUCAGUGUCUUCAAAGCGUUAGAGGACAGGCUGACUCUUGGUAUGAGCUAAUGCAACUAAUGACACUAAGUUGAACUAGUGAUCAUUUACCAUUAUAAAAAUUCUAGAGCCCUUAAGCAUUAUGCUAAAUCUGUGCCUCUGCUUUAUAAAUGGAAGAACAAAGCCUUGAUGAUAGCGCAUCUGUUUACAGCAUGGUCUACUAAAUAUUUUAAGCCUACCGUUGAGGCCUACUGCCCAAGAAAAAAGACUCCUUUCAAACUAUUACUGCUCAUUGACAAUACAGCUGGUCACCCAGGAGCUCUGAGAGGGACAGACAGAUUCAUGUUGUUUUUAUGCCUGCUAACACAGCGUCCAUUCUGUCUCCCUGGAUCAAGGAGUAAUUUUGACACUCAAAUCUUAUUUUGAAAAUACAUAUUAUAAGAUUGUAGCUGCUAUAUGUUGUGAUUCCUCUGAUGGAUCUGGGCAAAGUACAUUGAAAACCUGGAAAGGAUUCACCAUUCUAGAUGCCAUGAAGAACAGUUAUUUGUGGUCUAUAUAUUAACAUUAAUGGAAGUUUGAAACAAGUUGAUUCCAGCUCUCAUGAAUGACUUUGAGGGAUUCAAGACUUCAUUGGAGGAAGUCAAUGCAGAUGUGUUGGAAAGAGCAAGAGAACCAGAAUUAGAAGUGGAGCCUGAAGAUGUGACUGCCUUACUGCAGUGUCAUGAUCAAACUUGAACAGGAGUUGCUUCAUAUGGAUGAACAAAGAGUGAUUUCUUGAUAUGGAAUCUUCUCCUGGUAAAGAUGCUGUGAAGAUUGUUGAAAUGACAACAAAGGAUUUAAAAUAUUAUAUAAACUUAGUUGACAAAGUUGCGGCAGGGUUUGAGAGAAUUAAUCCCAAUUUUGAACGUUCCAAGAGUAAAAUGCUGUCAAACAGCAUUGCAUGCUACAGAAGAAUUGUUCAUGAAAGGAAGAGUCAAUCAAUCAGUGACACAAACUUUAUUGUCUUAUUUUAGGAAAUCACUGUAACUACCCAAUCCUUCAGCAACCACCACCCUGAUCAGUCAGCAUGCAUCAUUAUCAAGACUUUCCACUGCAAAAAGAUUACAAUUCCCUGAGAGUCCCAAUGAUAAUUAGCAUUUUUUAGCAAUAAAGUAUUUUUAAAUUAAGAUAUAUACCUUUUUUUAAAGACAUAAUGCUCUUGCAGUAUGGUUUAAACAUUUAUAUGCAUCAGGAAACCAAAAAAUUCAUUUGACUAUUUUUCUUUCAGUCUUCACUUUAUUGGAAUAUUCGUUUUAUUGUGGUGGUCUGGAAUUAAACCUGCAGUAUAUCUGAGAUAUCUGGAGAAAACAAAUUGCAGACGUGAAUAUUAUCACCAGGAUCUGAAGACUCUAAAGGUUGCUCUUCAGGCUUGUCAUGGAUUUUUUUGGAGAAAGGAAAUCUGUGAAAUUAUGUGAAUAGAGAACAUUUUUCAAAAACCAUGGGGGAAAGAGAAAGAAGUCCAGAUAAUGAUCAAGAAAGUAAGACAGACAAACAUUAUUACUCUUAUUCUUCAUCUGAUUUGGAAACUACUCAACAGUCUUCUGGCCGGUCAUCGCUAGUCAAGUCCUCUUCACCUAAGAGUAAAAAGGGAAAAAAUCCUAAAAGACAGAUUUCAGAUAGCCAAGUACAUCACCAAGCCGCUAGGAAGCCAAGCCCUAAGGAUCCACCAAACAGAAAGGGAGUCCGAGUGGGAUUUCGCUCCCAGAGCCUCAAUAGGGAGCCACUUCGGAAAGAUACUGAUCUUGUUACAAAACGGGUUCUUUCUGCAAGACUGCUAAAAAUCAAUGAAUUGCAGAAUGAAGUAACUGAACUCCAGGUCAAGUUAGCUGAGCUGCUAAAAGAAAAUAAGGCUUUGAAAAGGCUUCAAUACAGACAGGAGAAAGCCCUGAAUAAGUUUGAAGAUACAGAAAAUGAAAUCUCACAACUUAUUGCUCAUCAUAACAAUGAGAUUACAGCACUCAAAGAACGCUUAAGAAAAUCUCAAGAGAAAGAACGGGCAACUGAGAAAAGGGUGAAAGAUACUGAAGGAGAACUAUGUAGGACAAAAUUUUCCUUGCAGAAACUGAAAAAGAUCUCUGAAGCUAGACACCUACCUGAACGAGAUGAUUUGGCAAAGAAACUGGUUUCCGCAGAGUUAAAAUUAGAUGACACCGAGAGAAGAAUUAAGGAACUAUCCAAAAACCUUGAGCUGAGUACCAACAGUUUCCAGCGACAGUUGCUUGCUGAAAGGAAAAGGGCAUAUGAAGCUCAAGAUGAAAAUAAAGUUCUUCAAAAGGAGCUGCAACAACUGUAUCACAAAUUAAAAGAAAAGGAGAGAGAACUGGAUAUAAAAAACAUAUAUUCUAAUCGUCUGCCAAAGUCUUCUCCAAAGAAAGAAAAAGAACUUAGAUCAAGAAAAAAUGCUGCAUGCCAAAGUGAUUUUAUAGACCAGUGUACAAAAGGAGUACAAACCAGUGACGACUUCGAGCUGGAAGAAUUUCCUAUAACACCACAAACAGUUAUGUGUUAUGAAAACAAAUGGGAAGAACCUGAACGUCUUACUUUGGACCUGGAAUUGCAAGAAAGAGGUGAGCAUGAAGAAGCAGGGAUGCUAAACCCAACUGUGAAAAGAGAAGAAAAAUUUGUGAAAGAUCAAGGAUUCCGUGUUGUAAAACAGGAGGUUGAGAAGCCGGAGGAUGAGUGGGAAAGAGAAGAACUUGCUAAAAAGGAAAAAGACAAGGUAUCUUUGCUGGAGAGAGAAGAAAAGCCCGCAUUGGAAACUGGAAGAUACCAAAUGGAAAUGUACCAAAUUCAAAACCUUGGUAAAUUAGAAGAAGAGGAAGAAGAAAGGCUGAAGAGAGAAAUGCUACUUGCUAAACUGAAUGAAAUCAACAGAGAACUUCAAGAUUCUCGGAAUCUAAAAUGCCCUCCUCUGCCAUUGCCACCUGAUUUGGAAUCAAAACUGCACUUCCCAGAGAGAAGCCCCAAAACAUCCAUGUUCUGUGAAUCCUCAGAGAGAGUGUUUAAUGGGCAUCAUUUGCAAGACAUCAGCCACUUUGCUACAAAAGGAGACGGUCAGAAUCCAGGAAGUAUUAGAAGCCCAGCCUCUCCAAAUGAGCUUGCAUUUGGCAGCUAUGUGCCUUCAUUUGCAAAAAACACAUUUGCAAAAACGUCAAAUCCAUUUAGCCAGAAGAGUGGCCUUUUGGAUCUCCAAAGAAACAGUAUAGAGAAACUUGGUAAAGACAGUGUAGAUUUAAUUACAAGAAAAGAGAAAAAAGCUCAUCUGAUGGAACAGUUAUUUGGUGCCAGUGGCAGCAGCAGCACCGUUUCCUCUAAAAGCAGUGACCCAAAUUCUCUGGCUGCCAGCAAAGGAGACUUUGACUCUCUCAGUUUUCCCCCUGGGGAUAAGAGCAGUAGGGAUAGAGAACGUGAUGAAAAUGAUGACUUUUUCCUCAGCGAAGGAAGAAGUUUUAAUCUAAAUAGACACCGAUUGAAACAUGCAAACAGUAAACCAGCAGUAAAAGUAGUUGAAUCUGUAGAAGAUGAGAUUGAAGAGGUAGUCCUGAGAUGACUGAUGACAGUAUAUACUUUCUCAAUUGUAAAUAUUAAAAUAUUUUAAUACAAUAUUUAUUAUACACAUUUAGAAUUUUUAAUAUGAAAAGUCCUUAUUAAGGAAUGAUUUUUAAUAGAGAAAUACAGUGUAAAUGAAAAGUAGAUCAUAUCAUGCCACAUAGCUAGUUUGCCAAGAAUGAAGGAGACUUUUGAAUGAAACCAAAAAUAGAGAUGUAUCUUACUUGGUUUUGACUUUUUAUUUACAAAUUGUUUUACCUUUUAAUCAGAUCUAUAGGAAGUUUUACUCCAUUGGAGUUCAUAUUUAUUUCCUAUUUUUAUCCCUAUUUGUUUACUUAUUUUUGGUCAUAUCCUUACUGACCUAAAUAUAGUCUUCCUCCUGAAAGUUGAGUGGAAAUUAAGGGUGAGAGGCUCUGGGUUAGGAAGCAUAGCUCCCAGAUGGUGGAGAGCUGGUGCUACUUAGCAGCCCUGUGCUCCGUGGGCAGGACAGGGGUCCCUUUCUAACAAACAGGGCAAAGCUGAGCUACUCUUAAGUGGGAGCAGUGACAACACAGGGGCUGCAUUUAUGAGCUGCAUUAAAUCACUUACCUACGUCUGUGCUAACAUCUUAAAUUCAGUAGACAUUUGUCUGUUUGCAUGGAUAAUUCCCCUAUCAUGGCUCCCGGAGGCUUGGGUAUCCUCUCCUUGUUCUCCUACACUCUUUGUAUCACAGUGACUGGGUUUGAGAUUUCAUACCCAAAUACACAAAACUGAAGAGAUUUCAUCCUAAUAUAGAAACUCAAUUAUGUUUCCAGAGUAUGUAACUUGGAAAUUCUAGUAUAUAUUUUAAGGUUUGAACUUAUGUCAAAACCAACAAUAGACAAUGAGAGUGUAAUACUGUUGGACUUGUAGGACUAAUUAUAAAGCAACCUUGGGUUAAAAAUGUUUUAGAGGUGGGCUUCUGCCUUGCUAAGUAGGGCGGAUGUUUUUCUGUUGAAAUGCAUUGGUCUUCUUUUGCUCUUUGUAGCUCACUUCAUCUGCAGAGGAGUUGAUGACCUUGGACUGCUGGGUAUGAUUGGUCUUUAAGAAGCAGUAAUAUACCACCAACCAUGGAGAAAACACUGUUAAAAUGAAGAGUGGUGGAAAUUGUCAGGGGAAGCAUAAAAAAAUGUAGAUUGACACUUAUUCUAAAGUGAGCUUUUUUUCCUUCAAAAAUUUCAAAAAUUUAGUAUGUAUUUGCUAAUGGUAUGACUUCUGAUGCCAAGUAUAUAUACUGAUAGAUGAGGGGACCAGAGUUACUGUUUUACCUUGAGUUCUUAUGAAUGCUGAUUAUUGAAUAUAAUUUCAUAACUAUUUGGCAAGACUUACCUGGAUAGGUCUCUAAUGAAAAGAUAGGCUAUCUGUCAUCUUCUAAAUUGUGUUACUGUCAUUGAUUGGGAACAAUCUCCCAGAAGUGCUAAACUACAUUAAAAUUUUUUUUUAGUAAAGAGGUUUGAUGUCUGAUUAAAAAAAAGCUUGUUGCAAAUCAUUCUAAUAUAUGUAAACCACAUCAUAAUUCAGUUCUUGAUAAAAUAUUAUGUAAUGUUAAUUUUGUUCAUAGCUGCUAAUUUUUCUGCCAAAAGUAUUCUGAUUUUUAGGUUGUUUUAAGAGGCUUUUUGAAAGCCUUUUAGUAAAGUUUUAUAUUGAGAUCA